AACAAAAUGGCAGACGAGAAAGAAACCCUUGUUGGGAGCACUGUUCGUUCUGCUUCAUACAAUGUCAUUGUGCAGGUUACAUUUAGGAUACUCACCUUUGUAAUGAAUGGCAUCCUCUUACGCUACACCACGAAAGAUAUGAUCGGAGUUGUGAACGUGCGACUGAUGCUUCUCAAUCAAACUAUCGUCUUCGUUGCUCGCGAGGCAUUCCGAAAAGCGUGUCUCAGCAAGUCAGCGGAUAAAAGAUGGACUCAGGUCAUUAACCUUCUCUGGUGUGUGUUUCCUCUUGGUGUUGUAUUGUCUGUCAUCCUCAGUUAUGUGUGGUUGUACUAUCUAGAGAUUCCUGAUCCAGUUAAAAUUGCAAACUACCCGUUAGCAGUGUUGGUUUUUGCAGCCAGUGGGUCAAUCGAACUUUUGUCAGAGCAACUGUGGGUCGUUGCUCAAGCGUUUGUAUUUUUGCGCCUUAAAGUUGUCAUAGAAGGCAUCGCAAACUUUGCACGAUGUGUCAUCACUUUGGGACUGGUAGUUUUUGUACCAGAUCUUGGGAUCAUUGCAUUUUGUAUUGCACAAACGGCAUUUUCAGUUUUGGUAAUGGUUUUAUACUACGUAUAUUUCAUAUACUAUAUCAAAACCGCCCCCAGAUAUCAAAAUAAAGAAGAAAGCGACUUUCCUCUUAGAUCUUUGCGAGACUUUUUCCCAAGAACUCUAUCAAGGAAGAGUUUUUUAAGUGGGGCACUGGCACAUCUUACAUGGAGCUUUUUUAAGCAAUCCUUCUUGAAAAAGAUUUUGACUGAAGGUGAACGCUAUAUUAUGACACUUUUCAAGGUUUUGACAUUUUCUCAACAAGGAAUUUAUGAUGUGAUUAACAAUCUUGGUUCUCUGGUUGCUAGAUGUGUCUUUAUGCCAAUAGAAGAGAGUUAUUACACUUUCUUUGCAUAUACUUUGGAAAGAGGUAGCUCUGCUGAGAAGCAAACACCUCAGUCAGCAAAAAUGGCUUCGGAUACAUUGGAAGUUGUUCUGAAGUUUGUUGUUCUAGUUGGAUUGACAUUUUUGGUAUUUGGCUACAGCUACUCAUUCCUUCUGCUUGACAUCUAUGGAGGGAAAACUCUGAGCACUGGAGAAGGUCCCUCUCUGCUGCGAUGGUAUUGUGUUUACGUAUUGAUUAUUGCUGUCAAUGGCAUGACAGAGUGCUUCAUGUUUGCAACCAUGAGCAAAGAUGACGUUGACUCCUACAAUUACAAAAUGAUGGCAUUCUCAGCAGUGUUCUUAGCAGCAUCUUGGUAUCUCACUAUUUUUGGGAGUGUUGGAUUUGUCAUAGCUAACUGCCUUAACAUGCUCCUGCGCAUUUAUCACAGUCUUAUAUUUAUCUACAACUAUUACAAGUCAGCCCCUCAUCUCAAACCUUUACAAGGACUUUUCCCAUCACCUCUAGUGUUGAUUGCAUUUGCCUUGUCCUGGGGCAUAACUGCAACAUCAGAAGCAAAGCUAUGUUGUGAACAUGGAUGGUAUUACCGCAUUCUUCACAUUGGAAUUGGUGGUGUUUGUUUGUUGACUGUGGCAGUGUUUGUUUUCUUAAAGGAAAAAACUUUGGUGAAUUUUAUGUUGGAACACUGGCUUGGGAGAAUAAAAAAGAAAGAGGAGUAGAAGAAAUUAAUUUUUUGGUUAGCUUGAGCAAAGAGAUUCAGUGACUGAAAUAAGAUAAAUUAGAGUGCCACUGAAAUUGCAAAACCUCUGCCUUUCUCUCAUUCAUUUGCAGUAGAUCCUGGGAUAAUUAUAU
This is a messenger RNA of Pocillopora damicornis (cauliflower coral), 1777 nucleotides long. RefSeq names its product man(5)GlcNAc(2)-PP-dolichol translocation protein RFT1. Gene Ontology annotation, cellular component: endoplasmic reticulum membrane. Gene Ontology annotation, biological process: dolichol-linked oligosaccharide biosynthetic process; glycolipid translocation. NCBI's taxonomy places the organism in Eukaryota, Metazoa, Cnidaria, Anthozoa, Scleractinia, Pocilloporidae. The record is from RefSeq and is a predicted model, not a curated record.